AUGGAUGAUCGAGAUUGUUCAACUCAGCAAGGUCACGUCCUGUGUCAAUUUCAAAAAGACUCCUCGUGUUUCAUGAACAGUGCAGAAAGUAAUGUGUACAACAAUGAAGUAUGUGAGAAAACCUGUCGAGGAUGUUAUGUAUUUUGGAGAGACGGCGGUCCGACGUUACUUCCUGAGCAAGACCCAAGUUCUAAUUUGCAGAAAACCUGGUUACAAGCAAUGCAAUUUUGCAGUGCAAGAAAAACCAAGCUAUUAGAUUUGACAUUCAUAGGAGAACUAAAAAAUCCAAAAAAUGCCAUGUUUUUUGUACCGAAAAUGGUAAACUGGGCAAGACUAUACCGCACAGGAAUUUGGACAUCGGGCAGAUACCUAAGAUCCGUUGAAGAUGGUCAAUUUAGAUGGGAAACGACGCUGGAAAUGUUUAAAAAUGAUGACAAGUCAAUUAACUUCACAUGGGCCCCCGGAGAACCUUCAGACUCGACUAAAAGGAGAUUAGAAAUUUGCAUAGAGCUAGUUUUGGAACCCUGGGCAAGCUCGAAAGCCGGAGACGCCAUGUUACCAAUGUUGAAAGCUGCAAAUUGCAAACUCCCAAAUUAUUUUGUUUGUUAUGAAGAUGCUCCACAUACUAAAAAUUGUCAUGUGCCACCAAAGAUCGACUACGGUUUCAAAGCCUUACGCGAAACAGAGAGAUUCAUUUACGUAGACAUUCCUCAGAAAAUGGAUGCUGAACAUCGGGAGGACAUUUGCAAAGGAGUCGGUCUGGAGCUUGCCGAAAUUUCUUCAGUUCAAGAUUACAAAACUGUAUCUAAAGCAUUAGAUGAAUGGAAUGCUACCAGCUUAUAUUUUGGCCUUGGCUUGAAUAGUGUUGGAUCAGAAGGGUUAUGGUCAGAAGGCAACGGCAAAUCCCCCAUUCGAUUUCAAGCAUUUGGACCAAACCAGCCACUGUACUACCACUAUUAUGAACCUCUUGACCAUGUCGUGUUCAACAAACACAAAUCUCCAGUUUGGCAAAUGACCGCAAUCUCCGCAAAGGCCGAUACAAAUGUACUGUGCCAGUUCAAUAGAGAAAGUACCUGCAGCUUUGCAAGCAUCUUUAAUUAUAUUCAAAACAACGAACCCAAGGACUACCUCGUCAAAUUAAAAUUCAGUGAUAAUGCAUCACAAGAUGGCAAUAUGUCGUACCACAUUGCCGAUUCCCAGACAACGUGGGAAGAAGCCAUGAGAUUUUGUUGGUCAAGGAGGAUGAAACUUUUAGAUCUUAAAGUGGACAGAAAUCAAGCCCAGAUAAUUUACCAUUUGUUGACUUCUUGGUUGGAACGAGUCGGCCUGGAUGCAUCUGUGGUUCGAUUUUGGACUUCUGGAAAAUAUGUAGAAUCAUAUGCCGACCGACAGUUCCGUUGGGAGACGUUCUGGACAUUUGUCCGACAUCAAGAUUUACAGAAAGACUUGAAUUUAGUUGUUCAACCUCCUCCAAUUUCUACUUCAAACAAAGACCGUUGUGUGACCAUUGGGCUCGAAGGGAUUUCACCAAGAAAAGGAGAAUACAAAGCGAAUUUGAAAACCUCAAAUUGCUUCAUUCCUCAAUUCGUGGUGUGCGUAGAGAAUGAUCACCCAAAUCGACACGAACCUCCUCCAUCGGUUCCAACAACUUCAUCUUUGGCCCGACAAAAUAUUGCGAAAAUAACCAACAAGGAAACUAUUUCUAUUUGUAAGCGACCAAAAAAAGAAAGCGAACAAAUUGCCCAGGCGCAAAUAUUAAAAUGGAUCAAGACCCAUCGCCCCCCGACGCGUUUAAAUUGUGAACCUCAGCCUGCUACAGAGGGAUGAACUUGCAGAUUUGACACAAUACUAGUACUUAUGCAUUCGGCAAAAUAUUUAGUUAGUGACAUGUCACUUAUUGAGAGUUAAGUAAAUGGCAAGGGUCACAAGUAUCAUAUAAUUGGAUUACACUGAAGUUUUAAAAACUAGGAAAAAGUCAUUUUAAAGUUAUUUAUCAAUAUUUAUUUCGAAUAUCAAAUCCUAUUAAAAUUUAUAGGAAAUGCAUAAUAUGUAUUAUACAAGAUAUAUAAUUUCAAAAUUGAUUAAAGUAAAGAACAAUGUCCACUUUGCC
Folsomia candida is the source of this 2110-nucleotide messenger RNA. RefSeq lists its product as uncharacterized. The coding region runs from base 1 to 1827 and encodes 608 amino acids. The record is from RefSeq and is a predicted model, not a curated record. NCBI's taxonomy places the organism in Eukaryota, Metazoa, Arthropoda, Collembola, Entomobryomorpha, Isotomidae. The transcript has 13 exons.